AUGCCGGACAAGACAAAGACAGAGUCCGAAGCACCAAUGGUCUCUCACGGCCGAGGAGGCCAAGGAAACAUCGGCCACGACGCAACCGAAUACGUCGAUGGCGAGAUCGUCCGCGAAGGCCCCUACGGCGACCAAGGUGAUGGCGCUUACUCCGCCGGCGUGAGUACCUCUACCACUCCCACCAAACCCAAGCCCAAGUCUCCCCACAACUGCAAACCUGAUGCAACCCCAACUGAUGCAUCUGUCCAGCGAGGCGGCGCGGGGAAUAUCGGCUCCCCAAUGGUCCGGCCCUCGUCCCGUGUUCCCCAUGAUACAGAUAUGAUCCCCGAGCUUGCGGUGCGCGACUCGACAGAUGAAACAUACCAUACCGGGCGUGGUGGACAGGGGAAUGUUCAUCUUGAUGAGGCUGCGCUCAAGGAGAAAGAGGAGAAGGAGAAGAAGAAGAAGGUUGCGCAUGAGGGGUUGGCGGAUAAGUUGAAGUAUAAGUUGCUGGGGCGGAAGUAG
This is a messenger RNA of Penicillium mononematosum, 504 nucleotides long. Its product is annotated as DUF3602 domain-containing protein. Lineage: Eukaryota; Fungi; Ascomycota; Eurotiomycetes; Eurotiales; Aspergillaceae. The record is from RefSeq and is a predicted model, not a curated record. Bases 1 to 504 code for a protein of 167 amino acids. The transcript is spliced from 4 exons.